AUGUCAUUUAUAUUAUCUCGAUUUAAUUCAAGUAGUGCUCUAGUUGUUAAACGUCUAUUAACAAUUUUACUUUUAAAACGUAAUUAUCAUGCAAUAUUGAAAUUGUCAGCAAUUUCUUCAUUAUCUGCUAUUCCAUUAGCGGCCAUUUCACUUCGAUCAUUAUCGUUAUUUUCAACUGGAAAUAAAUUAUCAUCUAUGGAUAUGAAAAUUCGUCAAGAAAUUGUACAUGAUGUACUAGAAUUGUAUUCGAGUCAUGCAACAUCAACUUCAUUUCGUCAUUAUGCAGAAGAUGCGAAAUUUGAAGAUCCACUUCAAUAUUCAGCUAAUUUAUCUUCUGUGAAGAGUGCAUUUUAUUCAUUAGAAAAAAUAUUUAAACGUAGUCAAGUGUUAGAAUAUCAAACAGAUUUUGAUUCUGAACCAAAUUGUAUAAAAAUUCAUUUAAAGACAAAAUAUGAAUGGAAAUUAGUAUCGAAAGAGACGAUUAUUGAAUCAACCAUAUUAUUAUAUCUAAACGAUAAACAACAAAUAGUUCGACACGAAGAACGAUGGAACGGAAAAGAGAUAUCAAAUGCUGAAACAUCGUUUAUGGGAAGAAUUAAAGAGGUAUGA
Messenger RNA from Didymodactylos carnosus, 609 nucleotides. Lineage: Eukaryota; Metazoa; Rotifera; Eurotatoria; Philodinida; Philodinidae. The record is from the annotation of a GenBank genome assembly.